GCCUUUAAAAUAAAACAAAAUUUUAUUCAAUUCACAAAAUUUGUAUAAAAAAAUAAACUUGUGAAUAAAUUUGAAAAAAUAUCCACAAAAAAAUCAACAACUUUUUUGUAUAUUUCUGCAGCAGUUUUGGGAAAUCAACAGCAACAACACAAUGGCCGUAAGAAAAGUUUAACCUUAACAAACAACAACAAUAGUUUUGUGGAAACAACAAAAAAUAAUCAUCAACAUCAUCAGCAGCAACAACAACAACAGCAUGCUAGUGAAGAUGGUGAACAACCGGCAAAAUUUUUAAAAGUUUUCAAUACAACAACUGCAACAAAUGGCCAUCACCAUCAUCAACAACAGCAACAUGAAAUGAAAAAUCAUGGUCAGAAAUUUCUAUUAACUAGCAAUGGUGGCAUAUUACAAGGUGGAGUGGGAGGAGGUGGUGGCAACAACAGCAACAACAAUAUAAAUAAUUUGGUUGGUUCUUCUACAAUUGCAAAUAAAUCACUUAACCGUGGUUCGACUUCAACGACCUCAACUACAAAUGAAUUGUGUCGUUUGCCAGGUGGUGCUGAAUUAAAUAUUUUACCCUCAAAUGGUUUAAAAAUCACCUCGGGAGGUGGAAAUGGGCCUAUGGCUACAGCAUUUUAUCAUGCCAAUGGCAAAAUCACUUUUGUUAAUGGACCACCGCCUACGCACCAACAACAGUAUCAUCAUCAACAUCAACAACAACAACAUCAACACCCACCGUCGCCUUUGCCAAAUUCAACUUCUAUCACUAGUAAUGGUACAAAAACACUAACUACUAAUGGAAUUUUGCUUAAAGAUGCCACCAGUGUUACUCCACUGUUAGUAUCGGCAGCAUCAUCACCACCAACAACAACAACAACAACUAGCGUUAAUGGUUUGCAUUUUGCUGGCAAUUUUGCCCAAUUAUUAGCUGCUGCUAAUACAACGGCUACAACUUGUACAACUAAUAGCAAUAAUCUUUUGGUAAAUGCAACAGCAGCAACUACUACCGCCUCAAUUGUGCCAAUGGCAACAAAUUUCCAAAAUAUUAUGGAGUCGAAAGUUAAAAAUAAUAACAAGGUAAGGUAGGCUAGACUGAACAAC
Lucilia cuprina (Australian sheep blowfly) is the source of this 1098-nucleotide messenger RNA. Its product is annotated as mental retardation GTPase activating protein homolog 2-like. NCBI's taxonomy places the organism in Eukaryota, Metazoa, Arthropoda, Insecta, Diptera, Calliphoridae. The coding region runs from base 355 to 1083 and encodes 242 amino acids. The record is from RefSeq and is a predicted model, not a curated record. The transcript has 2 exons.